Messenger RNA from Diprion similis, 1041 nucleotides. RefSeq lists its product as uncharacterized. The record is from RefSeq and is a predicted model, not a curated record. NCBI's taxonomy places the organism in Eukaryota, Metazoa, Arthropoda, Insecta, Hymenoptera, Diprionidae. The transcript is spliced from 7 exons. Gene Ontology annotation, cellular component: plasma membrane. Bases 1 to 1041 code for a protein of 346 amino acids. Gene Ontology annotation, biological process: sensory perception of smell; detection of chemical stimulus involved in sensory perception of smell. Gene Ontology annotation, molecular function: olfactory receptor activity; odorant binding.
AUGUCGUUUUCUAUGCACAUUGAGGCUAAACCAGAAAGUCGAUCCUGCUCCAUAGUCAGGCAGAGCUCAACUCUGGUCACAUCUGUUGACUCAAAAAGUGGGAAUCACUCACGCACUGAGUGUUCGAUGUCAACCGUAGCGGAAGCUGGUGGUGCCCUUUUUGGGCAGCUUGUGUUCGCUGUUUUCGUUGACCUCACUGGGGUCCAGCUGACCCCAAUACCGACUUCAACUCGAUGUUGGGGUCAGCUGGACCCCAAUGAGGUCAACGAAAACAGCAAACACAAAGCCCCAAAAAGGGCACCACCCGCUCCCGCCACGAUACUGAUAACCGAUAUAACGAUGUUUUUGGAAGAAGCUACUGACGAAGAAUCCGCUAUGGUUGACUUCUACAUGAGCAAAUGUUCACUGCUCAAUGCUAUGAUUCUUUCCACGGCUAUUGUGGGUCCAUCACUCUAUAUAAUGGCCCCCACUUUUUUAACUCAGCCCUUUCCGGGUAAAGCCGCAUAUCCGUUUUCGAUAGAGCCACUUUGGAUUUGGGCUACUAUAUAUGCUUCGCAGGCUAUUACUGUUUUCCACGUCGGACACUCAUUGAUGAUGAACUUACUCUUCGUAAAUAUGAUCUGGUUCACCGUUGCAAGAUCUGAACUGGUGCGCACAGACAUUGAAAAGGUGGACAACGAAACUGAUGCCAUGAAAUGUAUUCAAAAGCAUCAAAAAUUCUUCUGUUUUGCGGACAAAAUGUCGAUACCUGUGAGGCGUAUGGCUUGUCAGGUAGCAGCAAGCAACUUGGCAGCCGUGGUGUUCGGAGGACUGGUGUUCGCUUACAGCCUACGAGUAUCAGAAACCAUCUUGCAUAGCCAGUGGGUGGGAAAAUCGCCGCAGACGCUCAAGUUGUUACUCUUUAUGAUGCAGAGGGCCUCUCAGCCAUUUGUCAUCAAAGUGGACGGCCUACUUCCGGUUUUGAAUCUGGAAACGUUUGGAAGUGCGUUGUCGACCACUUUCUCGUACAUCGCAACGCUGCUAACUAUUUUCGGCAACUGA